Molecule: messenger RNA, 5548 nt
Organism: Clarias gariepinus (North African catfish)
Lineage: Eukaryota; Metazoa; Chordata; Actinopteri; Siluriformes; Clariidae
Product: katanin-interacting protein
Exons: 28
Coding region: 188-4681 (1497 amino acids)
Source: RefSeq, a predicted model, not a curated record
GGGAGCGACACGCGCUCCGCAUGAUGCCUGAGGCGGAAGGCGCGAGCGCUUUAUGAUGAUUGGUCAACGGGUCAAAGCGCUCUGUGAUUGGUCAGCGGGGUUGCCAUGGUGACCAACUGUCAACAGAGUCUGGUUUGUGAGAGCAUGAAGUCGAGUAAUAGUGCAGAGCUGCGUGUCGGAUAAGCUCAUGGACUGGAGGUGUGAGAGGAAACCCGCAGCGGACACACCGAUGAGAUUACCGCAGGAUGGCAGUAAAGGUGGUGGAGCAAAACAGCCCUCUGCGAAAGAGCAACUGGAUGAAUAUUUAAUCAGUCUGCAGCGCAGGAACAGGGCUCUGAGGAAGCUGCAGGUGAAGGACCCUAAGCAGGUGGAGUUAGAGCAGCUGGAGCAGGGCUUCUGUAUUUAUCUCAACGGUGCUAAUGCUAACCCGGCUAACGCUAAGGGCAGCCGGAGAGUCAGACUCACACACACUGCAGACGGUCCCGCGAGGAGUGUAGAGGAUGUGUUCGGAGUGAGUCAUCCUGUCCCGAGGAGUCAAACAGCACCUGAGAGGGCACAGCGCAAAGAAUGGGUCCAGGAAUCGAUACAGAUCCGCACGGAGACCGGGGCUCGGCUGAAAAUAUCUCCUGAGAAUCGUUAUUCAGAAGACUUUGAGUUAUAUGAGAGCGUAGAUAUGGAGGAGGGAAAUGUGUGUAAGGUGCCGGAGGUGAAGUCUCGCUCAGAAUCCGAACCUGCAGAAAGACUCCUGCUCAACCUGGACCAGGUCAAAGUGUUGCGGUGCAGUCUGGAGGCCAGUGUGAGGCGGAGCAGCUUCGACUCUGCAGGCGAGGAGUCCGCCGACGAGUGUGUGGAGGAACAGAUCGAGAGGGACGACAGUAAUGACAACAUCGGUGACAUCACCCUCCCCCCCUCCCCUAAAACUAGCCAGCCUAUCAGGAGUCAGUCCGGCUCUGGUGACCUCAUUGUGCUGGACUUUAGCCCCGCCCCUACAGGCCGUAAAGUGGAGCGUGGUCUGUCGGCUAAGAGGAAGGAGAACGUGGAGACCUUCAUCCCCAUUAAACCAGUUCGGCUAAACAGAGAAAGCGGGAGGUCAAACAGAACCCAACAGGACACACCACGUCCCGGUAGUCGUGUGAAGCGCCCCCUGUCUGCAGUGCGUCAGUCCCAGAAGGACGAGGACCCCCAGGACACGGCGCUCAGUGUGUUCCAGGCCGUGCAGAGAGAGAACUCCUCCCCCCCGCACACACUCACAUCAGACACACACCAUCACACACACUCACCUGAGCACCCAGAGCCCCAGGAUCCCGCUCUGUUCAGCUUCAGUCCGCAGGUGAACUCCAUCACACAUCAGGCCGACAUCAACGCUAACACUGAGGAGAGGGGGGAGGGGGAGGAGUGUGAGAAUCAGUUAAUGAGAGCCAUGAAGAGGAUCGCACUCAUGGGGCCCGGUCAGCAGAAGAGGUUGUUGAAGGCUCUGGAGAACAUUGAGACUCCGCCCACAGUUUCUCACACACACAUCAGCAGCAGCACUUCCUCACCUCCUAGGAGGCGGGGCUCGGCGGAGGCUCUCUAUGUCACCAUGGAGAUUCUGUCGAACUGGGGUGACAUGGGACGCGUGGGCCUGACGGAGGUCCAGUUCUUCUGCAAGAGGAACCGCAAACUCCACGUCUCUCCACACGACCUGGACAUCCGGAACGUCCACCAGCCGGGGAACCUCGGGGCGCUCGUCAACGGCAGGACUAACAGCACUAGAGAGAGGGACAUGUGGGCGUGUCAGUUCCACGCACCGGUACAGCUGUACUUCGUGGUGAGGAACACCGAGAGCUCGCCGGACUUCAGCAUCGCACAGAUUAAAAUCUGGAAUUAUAACCGCAGUCCGAAGGAGCUGGGCGUAGGAGCGCGUGACGUGCGUGUAUACGUGAACAGCACUCUGGUGUUUGACGGGCUGCUGGGUAAAGGCUGCGGUAAUCAGGCGUCCGAUUACAGCACUACCAUCACCCUGCAAGACCUCCAGCUCCCAGAAUGCACCUCUCCCAGCACACGGCACCAUAACGCCCCUCCUCGAGAGCCCGACCGGUCCGAUGCCGACUCCCGUAUCCUGAAGGAAGCGAGCGGUGAUAUGCCGAGAGACUCCUCUGUGCGUGGAGAUCCACCCCUGCCCGGGAACUGUGGGGAGCCGGUUACCACGGUGACCACCCAGCCAGGUUCACACAGGGCUCGAGAGCGCCCCGCAUGGCUGGAGACUCAGAACAGGAUCGACAGCAAACACCAGCGCACUGCCAAACACAAGCUGUCCAUCCUGAGCGACGUCCCGUGCGGUCCGGCCAGCGUCUGCGGCCACCAGUUGGCGCCACUCGCAAACACGAGGGAGAGGAACCGCGAGACCAAACCGGAGCGUGAGCCGGAUCUGUUAGAAAGCCUGGGCAAGGGGCAACCGCACGUCCGAGCCGUCAGCGGGCGCAGAGGUUCCGCACGCUCGCAGGUUAAACCAAGUCAGGAUGCGGAGACGUCAGAGGAGCCUGGACCAGUUGCCAAUGGCAACCAACGUCUGCGAUCCCGCUGUCUGAGCAACGCGGUUGAGACCAAACCGACAAAGACGACGAGAUCACCGGACUCGCCGCUGAAGUUUGAUCAUCCCGAGGGUGACGUAUUCGACGAGUUUCUCCAGCGCCGGUCCCGCCCCUCCGCGGUGACGCCAGACCCUGUGACGUCUGACCCUGAGGAGGACUUCGAGAUCCCUGUUCUUCCACAGGGGCGGCACCUGGUGAUGCGUAUCCUGUCCACGUGGGGGGACCGUUACUACGUGGGCCUGAACGGUGUGGAGAUAUUCAGUGCGAGCGGAGAGCCGGUCACGCCGCGUAGCAUCGCCGCCGUCGUGAUCGGGCUCCCCGAGAACAACGAUAACGUCUCCAGGGUGGCAGACGGCGUCCAGCGCACGCAGGACGACUCGCACAUGUGGCUGGCCCCGUUCGUGGCGGGGAGGAGGUGCGAGAUCUCGCUAGAUCUCGGAGAGCCUCAGCGCCUCGCCAUGAUUCGGGUGUGGAACUACAACAAGUCCCGCAUUCACUCCUUCAGAGGCGUGAGAGAGGUGGACAUGCUGCUGGACGGACGGCGGAUCUUCAGAGGAGAGAUCGCUAAAGCUUCUGGCACACUGUUGGGAGGUCUAGAUCAGUUCGGUGAUACGAUCCUUUUCACCACGGACGAUGAGAUCCUGGAAGCCAUGUCCCGAUUUGACGACACAUUCGUGUGUGUUAACGAGGGGGCGGGGCCUGGGGCACAGGGGGUGGAGCUUCAGCGUCCUCAGACUGCAGAUGAAGAUGAAGAGGACGCAUCACACACUCGGACUGGCUUCUGGGAGGACAACAAGGAUGAAAAGGACAAUGAGGACAAUGCGGUUGAGCCGUGCGCUGAAACAGAGGACCGGGGUUCUGGUCUCUACACUGGAAAAAGCCUGCGUCUGUCUCUGAUGUCGACGUGGAGUGACACUCACUAUCUCGGCCUCACCGGGUUGGAGGUUGUAGGUAAAGAGGGCGAGGUCAUCCCUGUCAACGUCUCCAUGGUAACGGCAACCCCACGUGACCUCAAUGACCUCCCGGAGUAUAACAACGACCUUCGUACUCUGGACAAGCUGUUUGAUGGAGAGAACAUCACCACUGAUGAUGAACACAUGUGGCUGAUACCCUUCACCCCCGGCUCAGACCACACCCUCUCCAUCCGGUUCAGCCAAUCACAGACCGUCGCCGGCCUCAGGGUCUGGAACUACAACAAAUCACCUGAGGACUCGUACAGAGGGGUGCAGGCGUUGUGUGUUUACGUGGACGAGGUGUGUGUCUCACCGCCCGACGGGUUCCUGAUCAGGAAAGGACCCGGGAACUGUCACUUUGACUUCGCUCAGGAGAUUCUGUUCAUCGACUACAUACAGUCCUCUAGUGUGUGUACAGUCUCACCCACAACACACACACACAGGAGUGAAGAGAAGGCCAGUAUGGAGUAUGAGGCUCCUCUCACACCAUGUGGAUUUAUUUUUCAGUUACAGCUUUUGACCACAUGGGGCGACCCGUACUACAUCGGACUGAAUGGGCUGGAGCUUUACGACCACAACGACCAAAAGAUCCCACUUAGUGAUAACAACAUCGCUGCGUUCCCAGACAGUGUGAACGUUCUGGACAGUGUGUGUGGAGACGUGCGAACUCCAGACAAACUGAUCGACGGCAUCAACAACACACACGAUGGACGUCACAUGUGGCUCGCUCCGGUGCUGCCUGGCCUGGUGAAUCGUGUGUAUGUGAUCUUCGACCAGCCUGUGAGCGUCUCUAUGAUCAAACUGUGGAAUUAUUCCAAAACACCACAGAGAGGAGUCAAAGAGUUUGGGCUCCUCGUGGAUGAUCUCCUGGUGUAUAACGGGAUCCUGGAGUGUGUGUCACACACCUCGCGGGGGAUUCUGCCCACCCUCGACCCCGUCAUCCCCUACCACACUAUACUGUUCACCAACAACACACACAUCACACACCGCGAGAGAAAUACCGUCAUCAGCAACCAUGUGGAGGACCAGGAUGUAAAGAUGACCAACGAUAAUCAGAUUGUCCAACAGUACAACAAGAAAAAAACAACAGCAGACCCAGCAUUGAGACCUAAAACCUGCAUGACGGACACGCCCAAACACAGGACACGCCCAUACUGACAACCUCACACAUACAGAGAGAGAGAGAGAGAGAGAGAGAGUGUGUGUGUGUGCGCGCUGAACACACACACACACACACACACACACACACUGGUGCACUGUAUAUACUACAGAUUGUGUGUAUUCUUCUGUGUGUGUGUUUAUAGUUGGUGGAAAAAUCGAUUCCGUUUUUUUUGUGUCGAAUCAUGAAUCUCGAGUCUCACACACACUCGAUACACACCGCACACUUAACACUAAGCCGCACGCGCUAACAACUGCACAACACGCGCACGAGACUUUAGAGGCGUCGCCAUUUCUUUACACUCCUACAGGUGGCGCUCUCUAAACUGUUCCACAUUGCCGUUAGUGAGGUACGAGUGAAUCACUGGCCAAUGUUUGUUCAGGAGGAAUAAUUACACCAGAUAAUGUAAGAGAUUCACGCUGCUCAGUAACAAUGUAGCUUUUUGUCAUUAAAUUUCAAGUUAAAUGUACAAGUUAACUCUUGUAUUUGAAGAUAUUUUGUAGUGUUUUUAAAAACGUCCGCCCCCUUGGUUUUCAAGUGAGAAAACUAACGCUAUAAGGAACGGACUACAUUUCAGUUGUAAAGCUGCUAAAUAAAGAUAUAAAGUUAUAAAACUUUCAAUGUAUAACAACUGUUUAUUUUUUAUUUUAUGGCUUAAGGUCUUAAAAUUUAAACAAAAUCAGGAAAAUAAAUGCAACAUUGAAUAGAACUUACAGAAUUGCAAUAUAAAUCGGAUCGGCCGCUCGGUAUCGCGAUAACAUCGUAUCGGGUCGCCCAUGUCUAGUGCUAAUGAUGUCAUAAUCUGUAUUAUAACUGUUUAUACAUGAACUGUGUGUUUAUUUAAAUAAAGUCUCUACACCAAGUGA